Messenger RNA from Pseudonaja textilis, 4346 nucleotides. It is a transcript of the gene EXTL1, whose product is annotated as exostosin like glycosyltransferase 1. The record is from RefSeq and is a predicted model, not a curated record. Gene Ontology annotation, cellular component: membrane. Gene Ontology annotation, molecular function: glycosyltransferase activity. Lineage: Eukaryota; Metazoa; Chordata; Lepidosauria; Squamata; Elapidae.
UGAGUUGCGAAGGCGGGCGAGGAAGGGUAGCGCAGCGGUGGAAAGCGAGAGCUGGACCGGCGACGCGCAAUGCCCUGAUUGACGGGCGGCGGAGAAGGUGGAUGGUUGUGGCUUCGCCAGGCGAUUGAUGGUGGCGUGGAAGCCGGGCAGGGCGGACAAUGCAGGAUAGAACGGACUGAGAAGGAAGGGCGAACGGGAAGCUUUAAGGUGCGCUUAAGGGCACUGAGAUUCCCGCCGGAUUGAUUCCCUCUCUCCCGGGGUAAAUGAGCCUCUGAGCCUCGGAAGAAUCCUCGGAUGACCCAAGGACAAGCACCAAAGCGCAGAAAGCUCCAGUUUUCCGGCCAAAGAGAGAAAAGGCAUCAUUAAAAACCCGCACCUGGACAAAAAAGAACUUAGGUUUGAAGGAGGGGUUGAGCGAAUUAACUGGGUUCCAGAAAAGCGAAAGUGAUGGAAAGAUCAACCGGGGAGGGCUUGAAGGUUGAGAGUUAAAACUUGUUGAAAGUCCUAUCUUUAAAGGAAUAGUUUAUACUCAUUCAGCAAAAGAAAACCGCAGAAAAAUACAUGGCUUGGCUUGAAGAUUAUUGGAUGGGUGAAGAUUUGAGUUUAUUUCUUUGGGAGCAGAGAAAUGUCUCCAUCGGAAAGCACUUGGUGCCAAGAAUCUAAUAAAUUAGGGACUGUAAGUGUUUCUUUGCCUUUUUCCAAGAGUAGAAGACAGUCGCUUGGUUCAUCUGUUCUUUUAAAGCAAAAAAAAAAUAAAAUAGGAUUCAAACCAAUUUUCUGAGUGGUUAGAAAGGUAGAUUCUCCAUUAAGGAUCUUUUAAGGAUCAAACAUCCCAUGAGACUUUUUAUCUGUUACUUGUUGGAUUGUCUGCUGGGGGCUGUGCCAGGCCAAAUCUGAUAGCAGAACAAAAGAAGAACCCAGUACAGUCACAAACUGGAAGGGUGAGUUGAUAAAAUGACCGAUUUUUUUUUUCUAAUCCUCAGGGGGAAAAGAUAGGGCAGUCACUGAAGAUUUAAAAAGAAAAGCACCAGGAAGUGAUAAAGAGAGAGAGAAAAAAAACCAGUAAUCAAACUCAGGCUUGUUUACCCAGCCUGAAAUAAAUAUGGAAUAAAGAUUAUAUAUAUGAUAAAGGUUUCAGAACCACACCAAAUUGUUGGAACUGAAGAAGCCACCCAAUCAACUCGUGACAGUGGUGUGGUGCAUUUCAAAGCUAGGGUAUAUCUGAAAAUGGGGAGAGAAAUUGGACCCUUAGAAAGUGCCGUCUGCAGCAUUCUAGACUCCAUUUCCGAGGUUUGAGCUCCUGUUUCUCUCCAAUGAAGUUAGUCCCCCCUUGUGCCUGAAUAAUUCACUUUCUGGAUUGCUGUAUUGAUCCGAUUGAUUUCCUUUCUAAAUAAGGAUUUGGUGGGUUCUGCAUGAACCCAUGCAGGCCAAGAAAAAAUACCUGUUCGUGACUCUCUUGGCCACGUGGCUUCUGCUUGUUUUGUUUGGAGGAGACCAAAUAAGACACUUUGCCUUUUUCUCCAGCAAAAAAGCUGAAGUCUUAAAGACCUGGCCUCAUUGGGCCGAUGAGAUUCUUCUCAAGAACUUCGCAGAUUCUGAGGAGCUCCAGAGCAAUGAAAGGGGCCACGGGGAUGAAUCUCCCCAAAGCCGGCAGCAGUUGAAGCUGAGUGUUUACAAGAACAGCAGGUGCCGUAUGGAGACUUGCUUUGAUUUUUCUAAAUGUAGGGAACACGGGUUCAAAGUCUUCGUUUACCCCCCGGAAGGAGGGGAUCCUGUGUCCGAAAGUUACCUCAAAAUCAUCAGCUCCAUUGAAGAGUCCCGUUAUUACACCUCCAAUCCAGAGGAGGCCUGCCUGUUUGUUCUAAACAUCGACACGUUGGAUAGGGACCAUCUCUCCAUACAAUAUGUUCAUAACAUCAACGAGAAAAUCCAAGGUUUCCGGCUUUGGAAUGACGGACAAAACCACCUCAUAUUUAACCUGUAUUCUGGCACGUGGCCUAAUUACACUGAAGACUUGGGCUUUGACAUUGGACAGGCUAUCCUGGCCAAAGCCAGUUUUUAUGUCGAGAACUUUCGGCCUGGUUUUGAUAUCUCCAUCCCUUUGUUUUCGAAGGAACAUCCCCAGAAAGGUGGGGAAAGAGGCUGGUUAUACAAGACUUCUCUCCCACCCAAGAAAAAGUAUCUCUUGGUUUUUAAAGGGAAGAGAUACCUGACCGGCAUUGGUUCCGACACCCGGAAUGCUCUCCGCCACAUCCAUAAUGGGAAAGAUAUUAUUUCUCUGACCACAUGCAGACAUGGGAAAGACUGGGAGAAGCACAAGGACAAGCGAUGUGACAAAGAUAAUAUCGAGUAUGAAAAGUUUGAUUAUCAGGAGCUUUUGCACAACUCUACCUUUUGUGUCAUCCCCCGAGGGAGACGUUUGGGAUCCUUCCGGUUCCUAGAAGCUUUGCAGGCUGCGUGCAUCCCGGUCCUGCUCAGCAAUGGGUGGGAGCUGCCAUUUUCAGAAGUGAUUGAUUGGAGUAAAUCAUCCAUUGUUGGGGAUGAGCGGCUUCUUCUGCAGAUUCCAUCUACGGUCCGAUGUCUGAACAGUGACAAAAUCCUGGCCUUCCAACAGCAAACCCAGUUUUUAUGGGAAACUUAUUUUUCUUCUGUGGAGAAGAUUGUGCAAACCACUCUUGAGAUAAUAAAAGAUCGGAUAUUUCAUCAGGAAUCACGCCCAAAGUUCUUCUGGAACACCCUUCCUGGAGGGUUGGUGGCCUUACCAGAAUACUCCACUCACCUCAGCGGCUUCCCUUUCUAUUAUCUGCAGCAAGGAUCCAGCCCCUCCGAGAAGUUUACGGCGUUAAUCUGGGCCGUCUCACCAAUUACCUCCCUUUCUCAGCCCAUCCUCAAGCUCACUCAGGCUGUCUCCAGAUCCCAAUACUGCGCCAAGAUUUUAGUCUUAUGGAACUGUGAGAAGCCACCACCACAGAAAUGGCCGCCAACCACAGUUCCCUUGACUGUCAUUUUAAGCAGCAACAAGGUCAGCGAACGGUUUUUGCCUUAUUCUGCUAUUGGGACGGAUGCUGUAUUGAGCCUUGAUGAAUAUGCCAGCCUUUCAACCAGUGAGGUUGACUUUGCCUUUGUUGUAUGGAGAAAGUUCCCCGACCGGAUUGUAGGCUUCCCAAUGCGCAGCCAUUUUUGGGAUACGAGCAAGAACCAGUGGAGCUACACUUCAAAAUGGACCAACGAGUUCUCUAUGGUUCUCACUGCCGCGGCAUUCUACCACAGGUACUAUCACAGCCUCUUCAGCAACUAUUUGCCCGCUAAACUAAGGAGCUUUGUUGAUCGGAUUGCCAACUGUGAGGACAUAUUGAUGAACUUUUUGGUUUCUGCUGUAACCAAAUUGCCCCCCAUCAAAGUGACCCAGAAGAAACAUCUCAGGGAGAGCCCACCUCAGCAGCUCCUGAAAAGUGCAGCCCCAUCCAACAGCAGCCUGCAUUUCGCUCAACGCCAGGAGUGUGUCAAUCGCUUUGCUGCCUGGUUUGGCUACAUGCCUCUGGUGCAUUCGCAGUUCCGCUUGGACCCAGUGCUUUUCAAGGAUCAGGUCUCUGUGCUACGGAAAAAGUACCGGCAACUGGAGAGGGACUAGCUCCGGGGAGAAAGCCCACUGCUGCUCUCUGGGAAAGUGCUUGGAGAAGACGACACCAGCCAUGCUGGACUCACUGCUUGCUCUAGGCUAUUGGCGCUAUUGCCGGAUUUUGGGGUGGGUUCACUGCAUCCGAUGCCCUUCGAACUUUGGAUUUUAAAAAGUGGAAAGUCUCCCUGGUAGCCAGGGUGGUACCAGAGGAAUGUUCAGUCUUUAUUGGGUUUUACCAGUAUCAAUAAAGUUUUGCACAAAACAGCUCUUUCUUGAGUGCCUUGGGUAGCCAUCUCUUUUCAGAUCAGAGACAGAAAUAUUUACUGGCUUUGGUGUUUUGACACGGAUGGGGAAUAUUGUUUCAAAACCUGUAGGGCCUAAUCUACAUUGGCUUCUCCUGACCAUUAGCUAGAAUUGCAGGUGGUGAAAUCAAACAAAAGAUGUAUUUUCAAGUUGCUUGUUAUUUCCCUGCUUCUCAGCAGAGGCAGAAUUUUUUUUAAAAAAGAGUAAAACAUGAUGUCUUUUGGGAAGGUGAAACAAUCUGAAUAUGCUGAAAUCAUGGUGUCCUCAGGCCACCUUUUUUGUCCAAUAGUUGACCGAUGCAGGGAGGAAAAUCUUUCUUCAGGACCAUGCUGCUCUGUUAAAAGGGCAUGCUUCUCCUUGCCUUCUAAAACAGCGUUUCUCAAUCUCAGAACCUUUUAAGAUCUGUGGAUUUCAACUCCCAGAA